CCCCUCCUCCCUCAGCCUGGCUUCGUCCAACACAACCCUCCGCGUAGUUCACUUCAUGCGGGGCUGCACCAGGCCCACCUCCGAGACCCGCUAUGCAAGUUGGUCCAACGGGGCCCGACUGGCGAUGAGGAGACGGGACUUUUCCAGUAUGUGCGGGGAUUCGCAGUACCACCCUGCCAUCUCGGACAGGAGGCGUGUUCUUUUGAGUGGACCGUUUCCGUCUCGAGCGAAGAGCGGAUGCGGUUUCCCAACUAUCUGCCGAACGAAGGAGGUCAUCGGCCAGUGCGGCUUCUACUAGAAGGAUGCCUACUCUACCGGCUGCGGUGCAUCAAGGUGUCGCCUGCGAUGAUCCAGUUCGAUCACCUUGCUUGGAGUGUCGCCGAAACUACUUGGCCCAGUGCCAUCUACGUCUUCAUCAACGGGGUCGAGCACUAUGUGCGGCGCAAAGUCCACAACGGUAAGGACCUUGCACUGGACAUCACGGACGGCCUGCGCCAAGGGAUGAACCAGGUCUCGAUUCACCUUCUGCGGAGUCCCGCUGAGCAGCAGGACGUGUUCUACGCUGCCGGAGUGGAGGUGUUGGACGUCGCCAGCCUGGCCUUCGUGAAGCAGCUGGUGCGCACCAUCCCGGCUGCACAGUCUUGCGAGGAGAUCCGGAGGCGCCUCUCAUCCAGCGUUACCGAUGGUGACGACGACCUAGCCGUCGUCAACGAUCAUCUCAGCAUCGACCUGCUGGACCCCUUCAUGGCUCGGAUCUUCAAUGUCCCCGCGCGCGGCAGCGCUUGCACGCAUCGCGAAUGCUUCGAUCUCGACACCUACCUUAUGACUCGAAUGUCGAAAUCCGGCAAGGAUGGGUUAAAGGAAAACUGGAAAUGUCCCAUCUGCAACCUGGACGCCCGCCCGCAGAACCUGAUCAUCGACGGCUUCCUGGCCGCCGUGCACGCUGAGCUACAGCGUACCAACCGCCUAGGCGAGGCCAAGGCCAUCAAAAUCAAGGCCGACGGGUCUUGGGAGUUGCAGCAGCCACGGCAACUUUCAUCAGAACAUCCGGCUUCUUCUUCCUCUUCUUCCUCUUCUUCUUCCGCCGGCGCGAAACGCAAACGCAUGGCUUCCCCGACGACAUAUAAAACAGAGAGCUCCUCCACCAACAAUUCUACAAGAGGGAACUCUUUGGAAACAGCGGUGAUCAUUGAAUUAGAAUGA
Penicilliopsis zonata CBS 506.65 is the source of this 1203-nucleotide messenger RNA. RefSeq lists its product as hypothetical. Gene Ontology annotation, biological process: protein sumoylation. Lineage: Eukaryota; Fungi; Ascomycota; Eurotiomycetes; Eurotiales; Aspergillaceae. The record is from RefSeq and is a predicted model, not a curated record. The annotation marks the transcript as partial. The transcript has a single exon. Gene Ontology annotation, molecular function: zinc ion binding; SUMO ligase activity.